CAUGCCCAUACUCGAACAGACCUCUAGGCUCCACUGGGGCAGCACCUGGACUGGUCCCCAACGUUGAUGGGGAACCGCAGCUGCCCUCCCCCUCCCGCCCCCACGGUUGCCUUCCCCCUUCCUCUUUCUACUACUGCCCUGCUCUUCCCGAGAAGGCGUCUUUAUAGGUCUCAGGUUCCCAUCCGAGGCCUCGAGGUUUGGGCUGCCCUGGAGGACAUGACCUGGGGCCCUGACAACGUGCGGAAAUGGUCAACCCUGGCGCUGCUGGCCAUCAUGGGCACAGCCCUGACAGCGGCCACGGACCCUGGCUUUGUGGCCAUGAUCUCCCAGAAGGGUCUGGACUUCGCGUGCCAGCAGGGUGCGGCUGAGUUACAGAAGGAGCUACAAACUAUCAAUGUUCCUGACUUCUCUGGAGUCUUUAAGAUGAAGCACCUGGGAAGGGGUUCCUACGAAUUCUACAGCAUGGAUGUGAACAGAUUUUAUAUCCCUAAUCCUGAGAUCAGGAUGCUGCCCAGCAAUGGCCUCCAGCUGUUCAUCAAAGGUGCCAGCAUCCAGAUCAAUGGAAAGUGGAAAUCAAAGAAAAACGUGCUCAAAGCCAGUGGCAAUUUUGACCUGAGCAUCCUGGGCGUCUCCAUCUUCGCUGAGCUGACGCUGGGGAGUGACCCCUCAGGCCACAUCACCACCAACUGUUCCCAUUGCUACAGUCACAUCGACAGCGUCCGUAUCAAAAUCUCAGGCAGCAUGCUGGGGUGGCUGAUCCAACUGUUCCACAAGAAAAUUGAGACUUCCCUGAAAAACAUCAUUUACCAAAAGAUCUGCAAGAUCGUGAGAAACUCUGUGUCCUCCAAACUUCAACCUUACAUGAAGACUCUUCCAGUGAUAACCAGAGUGGAUGAUGUGGCCUCAAUUGACUACAGUCUGGUGGCUCCUCUGACAACCACGGACCAGUUCCUGGAGGGGAAGCUAAGGGGGGAGUUUUUCUGGCAUGGACACCGCGGCUCAAUUUCCUUUGACCCUCCAGUAAUGAGGUUUUUGCCCAACAAUGACUACAUGGUAUGCAUGGCCAUCUCUGACUACUUCUUCAACACUGCGGUACUUGCAUACCAAGAGUCCGGAACCUUGAAAAUAACCCUGGGGGACCAAUUGUUAUCAAAGGAUGACAGAUUCCAGCUGAACACUGACUUCUUUGGGAAGUUCCUGCCCAAGGUAGCCAAGAAGUUCCCGAGCAUGGGGGUGCAGCUGCUGAUCUCAGCGCCCUUGUCUACACACCUGAGCAUACAGCCCUCAGGCCUCUCAUUCAAACCUAAGCUGGAGACCCAGGCCUCUGUGGUCCUCCCCAACGCCUCCCUGGUGCCUCUCUUCCUGCUUGUCUUGAAAACAAAUGCCUCUUUGAAAGUGGAUGCUGAAGAAAACAGGCUUGUGGGAGAGAUGAAGUUAGGCAGGCUGUUGCUGGAACUGAAGGAAUCCAAUUUUGGCCACUUUAAGGUGGAGUUACUGGAGGAUGUCAUAAACUACCUCAUACUCACAAUAGUGCUGCCCAAGAUCAAUGAGAGGCUUCGUCAAGGCUUUCCUCUCCCUUUGCCCGAAGGGAUCCAUCUCAUCAACUUCAUGAUUUACUCCUACCAGAGUUUCCUGUUGCUUGAAGCAGAUUUAUAUCGUACCUGAGAUCACCUCGAACCCUGGGCCAGGAAGCUCUGCAGCUCCUUCCAAGGGGCCAUCACACUGUCCUGCUCCAGGAAUCCUUUAGGCUGGCCCUGACCUGCGCCCCCCCGCCCCUCCCCCCGCUUGCUUCCCCAUGCUCAGAAAUAACCCAAGCCAGUGGAAGCUGAGGAGAAAGCAGGAGAUCUGUGUACCGGGGCUCCGGGCCUCUUUCAGAGCUGCCCCUCCAGCAUCAGCAUUUCCGCUCGAGCUGCGACAUUACUUUGGGCUUUACAAAAACACCCAUUUUUCCCCUGUA
This is a messenger RNA of Mastomys coucha (southern multimammate mouse), 1957 nucleotides long. RefSeq names its product bactericidal permeability increasing protein (gene Bpi). The record is from RefSeq and is a predicted model, not a curated record. Bases 67 to 1665 code for a protein of 532 amino acids. Lineage: Eukaryota; Metazoa; Chordata; Mammalia; Rodentia; Muridae. Gene Ontology annotation, molecular function: lipopolysaccharide binding. Gene Ontology annotation, biological process: negative regulation of macrophage activation; lipopolysaccharide-mediated signaling pathway; innate immune response. The transcript has 15 exons.